AUGGGCUCUUAUCUAAGCACUGCAAUCAGUAAGGCUCGAUCCAUGGUUUCAAACAAAAGGGCCAAGAUAACCGCAUAUGACUGUGGGUCGUAUUCGAGGAUAAUUCCGACUCUUCCGGAUGAGCUUUCAUUUCAAAUUCUAGCAAGGUUACCACGGAUUCAUUACCUAAAGAUGAAGUUGGUUAGCCGAACUUGGAAGGCGGCAAUCACCGGCACUGAGCUUGCCCAGCUGAGAAAAGAGCUUGGGUUAACUGAAGAAUGGUUGUAUAUAUUGACCAGAGUUGAGGCAAAUAAGCUUGAAUGCUAUGCACUUGAUCCAUUGUUCCAGAAAUGGCAAAGGCUGCCAUCCAUGCCUUCAUUCGCCAAUGAGGCGGACUCCACUGGGAGGACGCAGUAUUCUGUGUUUCGGAUGUGGAAUGUAGUGGGCUCAAGCAUCAGGAUUGCUGAUUUCUUUAGGGGAUGGUUUUGGCGCCGAUAUGGUUUGGAUCAAAUGCCUUUUUGUGGGUGCUCUGUCGGAGUUGCUGAUGGUUGCUUGUAUGUCUUAGGGGGGUUUUCCAAAGCUGUUGCCUUGAAUUGCGUGUGGAGGUAUGAUCCUUGUGUCAAUUUGUGGCAGGAAGUUAACCCGAUGAUAUUUGGUAAGGCUUUCUCUAAGGCAUCAUUAUUGGAGAGUAAGUUGUAUGUGGUUGGUGGUGUUAGUAGGGGUCGGAACGGAUUGCUUCCUCUACGGUCGGGUGAAGUGUUUGAUCCGAAAACUGGUUUAUGGAGUGAGUUGCCGGAAAUGCCUUUCGUGAAAGCACAGGUACUACCGACAGCUUCCUUGGCCGAUGUGCUGAAGCCUAUCGCCACUGGGAUGGCAUCCUAUAACGGAAAGCUCUAUGUUCCUCAGAGCCUGUACUCAUGGCCAUUCUUUUUCGAUAUUGGAGGUGAAAUCUAUGACUCGGAAUUAAACUCUUGGUCAACUAUGCCAGACGGUCUUGGCGAUGUAUGGCCAGCAAGGCAAGCAGGCACAAAAUUAGGUGUUGUAGUCAAUGAUGAGCUUUGUACAUUGGAGCCUUCCAGCUCCUUGGACAGUGGACAGAUAAAAAGGUAUGAUGCUGAAGAAGAUGCCUGGAGAACUAUGGUACCACACGUUCCAGUUCAUGAUUUCACUGAUGUGGAGUCUCCUUAUUUACUCGCUGGCCUUCAUGGGAAGCUCCAUGUUAUUACAAAAGAGGCAAACAAUAAUCUUCAAGUUAUGCAAGCUGUAUUGGAGAAUAACACGGGAAACGAUGCGGCCGAAGAAAACGUCUUAUGGAACAUAGUAGCCUCGAAGAACUUUGGGGCUGCUGAGCUUAUUAGCUGUCAGGUUCCCAAUGUUUAAAAUGAUGAGUUGCUGCCGGCACUGAGAUUUUUCCAAGAAAUACUUAUAGAGUCACUGAAACAAUGUUACAUAUAUUUAACUGGGAGUAAUGUAUAUACAUUAUAUGCGGAAAGUCAAUUUGGCUCCCGGGUGCAUUUGCACCCGGGGCCAUUUUUGAUUUUUUUUUCAAAUGCCAAAAAAUUGAGACAAAUUUUUUUUGUGAUCUUUGUCGCAUACCAAUGCUACCUGCAAAUUUUGAGACAAAAAAGUUAAGCAUUUUGGCCUGCGCAAAAAAAAACAAAUCAAAGACCAAAUGUCACCCCAAAAUGUCACUCUGUGCAUUUGAAAACCGAACCGAAAAACCACACCGAAAAUAAA
Molecule: messenger RNA, 1716 nt
Organism: Aegilops tauschii subsp. strangulata
Lineage: Eukaryota; Viridiplantae; Streptophyta; Magnoliopsida; Poales; Poaceae
Source: RefSeq, a predicted model, not a curated record